AUGGGGCGCAGGGACAAGAAGCGUGCUGCAUCUUCUGCUUCAAGCGAGAGAAUCCAAGCAGAAAGACUUCUCGAAGAUUCUGAGUCUGGAGAAUCGGACAUGUUCCCAGGAGGGAUAGACCCUGCUGCCGUGACUACCGGCAACAAAGCUGGUGCGAACAAGAACAAGCCAACGAAGUCAAGAAACCCAAAGGGCGGCAAGGACAGCAGCACCGGCCGCAGAAUUGAGAAAGAAGAUUACAAAAGCCAGAGAAUUUACAAAGACUUUGUGAACUGCCACCUCCUGAAUUGGCUUGAUGAGACAGACUCUACGUUCCUCGGCAGGGACGUGUUGAAGGAGGCCCGCCGAAUCAAGCUCUUUUCGGCAAUCCUGUUCAACUUUGGUUGGCUGCCCUGGGAUGCAAAAGCAGGGGAGAACAAGGCUUCAGUGAUUCGGGCAGCACAGGGACAGUAUGAACGACGGAGUCGUCCGGCGGCCCGCACCGGGUGGGGGAUCUACGAGAUGCACUGCUUUUCCAAAUGGCAGAUGAAUGAGUACAAGAAGGGACGUGUGAAAAAAGAGGCCAUGGGUGGAUGGUCAUGGAAGCUUCCAGCCAAGGACUCAGACACUGGAGCACCCGCCCCGCUCCCAGACGAGGUCCAGCGUUUCGUUGACAAUGGUUUCAAAGAGAGGCCUGAUGACAAGAGUGACAGGAAGUCAAAGCGGCGGCCCAGUAAGCGCAACGUGUCCGAGUCGCAGUCCGAGGGCGACACCGAGACCAACAGUUGCGUGGUCGAGGACUACAUCAUCAUGACGCGGUCCACCGACAGGACUCCCGUGUUGACGCAGAGUUUUGGCUGCAGUGUGUCCUGUGUGAAACGCAAUGGCAGCAGGAAAGCGACCGGCACUGCCAUUGCGCUGCCCAAGUUGGGUGAAGGCAAGCAGUACAAGCUUACGGUCGACGAGGACGACGACACCGUGCUCGUGGGGGGUCUCGCGCCAACGAAGUGCGAUGCUAUCUUCAAGGAUCGUGCGUUGGUGGACAGCAAGAAGAAAUCGAAGGGUCGAGAUGCUGAGAAAGCGAAGCAGAAGGAGAAGGACCGCUCCAGGUCGCGCUCCAUGAAAAGCGCUGCCAGGAAGAAGCGUGCACGCACUCCGCCCGCAUCGCCACGUGGCAAGGGAAGCAAGCGCAGCAGAAGCCGUGAUGAUGGUAAAGGGGAGAAACCCAAAGCGCCGGAGAAACCCAAAGGCGUCCCCGAGCCAACUAACGCGAAGCUCCUGAAGGGGAUGGCCCCCGGUUUGCCGAAGUUGCCCGGCAAGGUUCCGGGCGAGAGUGACACACCGCCACAGCAGCACAGUGAUGUGGAGUCGCUUUUCGCGGAGUCUCCUGCGCCUGAGCCCGAGCCAAAGGAGCCUUUCCUCGUGGUGUGUGACGAGGGGACUUGGUUGGUGCACGCUGCGGCCGCGAAGAUGAUCCUGCUGCCCAAGAAGGAGGAAUGGAAUGUGGCCAAGGACACCGCCAAACAUGUUUGGGUGGUAACCUGCUCGACAAACAGCAAGCACACUCCGCACACAGUCGAUAAGCUGGUAGCCAGCCAGAGGGCCGUGGCCUAUGAUGAGAAGUCGAUUCAGGAGAAACUCCAGCAAGCGCAGGAGAAGAAAGAGAAAGCCGACAAGACUGCGGAAAAGGAGGCCGCGGACAAGGAGAAUGCAAAGAAGAUUGCAGAAAAAGAGGCCGCGGAGGUGGCCGCUGCCGAGGAGAAUGCGAAGAAGCUUGCAGAAAAAGAGGCCGCGGACAAGGCCACUGCCGAGGAGAGUGCGAAGAAGAUUGCAGAAAAAGAGGCCGCGGACAAGGCCACUGCCACUGCCGAGGAGAAUGCGAAGAAGAUCGCGGAAAAGGAGGCCGCGGACAAGGCCGCCGAGGAGAAUGCAAAGAAGAUUGCGGAAGAGACCGCCAAGAGGGCCGCUGCCGAGGAGAAUGCGAAUAAGAUUGCAGCCAAGGAGGCCGCGGACAGGGUGGCUGCCGAUGCGAGCAAGAACAACGGCAAGGACGGGGACAAGAAGAAGAAGGAUGGCCCAGUGAUAGACGCUCUUUUGCAGCAGCAGAGGAAGAAGUGUCAUGCCGAAGCUGGUGGCGGAGACGUUGGACGGGACAAGCGUUAUGAGGCAGUGGUGAAAACAUUGAACCACGUUUUCAUGACAAUGAUUGAGAAGCCGCUCACUUGGUUCAUUCCGGAGUGGGCGGAACAGGGCCGGCAGGUAUCGGACGAGGAGUCGUCCCAAACGAAGGCUUUCCAUUUUCUUUUCUCCCACGUGGGCUGCAGAGGGCUGACGCAGCCUGAGAUUUCGCAUCCCAAGUGGAAUUCCUUCAAAAGGGCAACGGCCAGCAGCAACCUGGACUUUGACAUACUGCGCUUGACUGUGUGCGCCAAUUACUCACACGGACCGUGGACCAAUGGGGACCGGUUGGUGCUCAAGCAGCAGCUGUUGGAGAACUUCCUGAGCAAGCAAUCUGAGGACUGGUUCAGUGACAUUGGGGAAGAGAUUGCCCAAGACCUGGGAGCAUCAGAUCUUUCGGCCGAGCAAGCCCGCAGCUCCAUGCAUGACUUCUUGGACAGCGAAGCUUUGCGGAAUCGAGGUGUCUUUGUCAAGUCGAAAGCCUGGUUCGGCAUCAUUGCUGCACUGCGAAACUUGGUCAAGCACUGGACAAUCCAGCGGGAAGCCGCGACAGCGAUCAUGCAGGAGACGGGCGGAGCUGCUGACCAGCAGGAUGCCAGGAAUGACGACGAGGAGAAUGAAGAGGAUGGCGCUGGCAACCAGCAAGCCCCGAAGAAAUGGACGAAGGCGGACCUCUACAAAGCGUAUAGUGGUCGUGGACCUCAUGCGAUGAAUGCUGACUUCUUGAAUGACCCGAGCUUGCGCAGCAAAGCUGUGCUAAUCAUCCACGUGACGGCCCCUUUGCACGCGGCAUACGCGGAGGAUUUGGCUGCGCAACAAGGCGAGCCAGCGCAACAGUUGGAAUGGAUAGCCAGAUGUGCUUCCGGACGUUCUUUGGGUGUGGUGACCAGCAUCCUGAGGAGUGUGGCUUCGACGCAUCUUUAUCGUGAAAUGCGCCUGGCUCCUCCCUGCACGCCGCCCCUGGAUGCUGACAACACCUACCUUGCAGAGGAUGUCAUGCUGAUCCGAACGGCUUUCGACUUUGCUGCCCACCUGGCUUCGAACGUGCUGUGGGGCCAGCUCCUUUACCAGUACACUUUGCCUUUGGCGGGCGCAUCACUCUUGGCACCAGCAGAGGCAUUAGUCAGUGCUGGAGGUCCACCCCCCCAGAGCACCAACCAGGAUCAACGCAGGCGGGCCAUGCAUCAUUUGCAGAGAAUGGUUUCGGUUGUGGUGGACGCAGAAGACAGUGUUGCGGAGGGUGAUUCUCCAUUGGAAGACGUUCUACAAACAUUGGCGUGGCCAGCCGAGACCCUAGCCAGAGAAGUGAUGGUUAGACUUCAUCGAUCUCGGUACGAUGCUGAAACAGAUGAAGGGUUCGAGCUACGACGGUUGUUGCUGCGUACCUUCCUGGGCAGCAGCAGUACGAAGGAAGUGCUCGAGAGCACAUUCAGCCACCUGCACGACGUCUCCGCCCGCCAUGCCAAGAACGCCAAGAUGUGUAUGCGCGGGGUUUGGUUUUACUCUGUGGCAUCACCGUAUGCGACCCGGGCAACAUGUGGCAUGGCGCAGUGCAAACCAAGUCAUGCUGAAUGGGUGAAGUGGCGCGGGUUCUACGGGAGUGCCCGGGACCACUUCAUGAAGCGGUUCAACAAGGCCUUCAACGUGAAUGCCACCGAGCUUCCUCGCGGACGUGAACUACCCAUCAGUCCGAAGGGCGUGACAAAAACGAAGUGGCGAUUGGCAGGGCCUCUGAGCCAUUACCGCAGCUCUGCAGCCAUGCUGUACCUACUGGAGGAUUCUGGCAGGAACUUUGCAAACUGCCACUUGGCUUGGGCCGCCGCAUUCCUGAGAUGUGGGCAGUUCUACUGGCACAAGGAUCAGCAGACCUUCAUGCUGUGCUUGGGCUUCAAUGGCUGGUGCGCUCUUGGCAUUGACAUUAUGCCUGAGGAAGUGAAUGGCCGUGAGUUUUUGACUCUGAGCAGUCGCCACCUCAUGAAUGGGAUGCGUGUGAUGUUCAAUUUCGACUGUGCUCGCGACUCUUGUUGUUGGGCACAUGUUGCCGUGCAAGUGCUGCCCCCUGCAUGCUUGCCUCCAGAGCUAGUUCAUUGUGGCAUUGCUUUCGAAGUCCUGGACAAAGAUGGUUGGAUCCUGAAAGAUGCCUUGGCAAGUGGAAUGCAGCUGACGGUGGAAAGGCUCAGACAGGCAUGUCAGUCCGUCGGCGCAGAACUGCUCCCAAAAGGGGCAGGAUCCGGCAAAUCCGGCAACAUGGUCAAGGUUGAUUGGGUUUCGUGCCUGGUCGCCAAAGUCUUUGAGUCCGAAACUGCAGAAGAACGGGCGGCAAUCGAAGACAAACUCAUGGGUAGACACCAGAAGCCUGUUGAUGUUUCUGUGUUGGCAGCUAUUUCAGAGCUCGAUUCCAACAAUGCGGAGGCGUUCAAGGACAUGAAAAAGCGUGCUCAGCAGAUGUUUGAAAGUGCCGUUUACGGACAAGGUGUCAAGCAAGGCUUGGGACGUAUGUUGGAUGAGGAGCCAGAUGAAGAAAAACGCGAGGCAAACUAUCGCAAGGCAGCUGAGAAUGCCGACAAGGAGGUGGCGAAGAAGGCAGAAGCGGAUCGCCGGCAUGCUGAGCGGCAAUUUCAGCUCACCCCGCCCGAUCUCAAAAGCCUCCUUCCAGGACAGGGUGAGUUCGCUGGAGUUUGCUGGGCGAGGUAUAAUCCGUUCCAGAAGUGGUUCUCUGUGCAGUAUCCUGUGAGUGAUGUGGAGCUACAGGACUCAAUGCAACGCAAGUGGGAGACCGCCCGCUGUCCUAACCGGAUCGACGCUCUGCGAUGUGUUCUUGAGUUUGCCUACAACCGGUGGAACACCCUCAAUCCCACGUGCCAGUUCACGAUGCCCACCGAUGCAGAGCUGCAGCGCUACUUGGACACGCUCUGA
Molecule: messenger RNA, 5073 nt
Organism: Symbiodinium sp. CCMP2456
Lineage: Eukaryota; Dinophyceae; Suessiales; Symbiodiniaceae
Source: the annotation of a GenBank genome assembly